AUGGAUAGUUUCCGGGUCUGAGGGGGUUGUGAAACUUUUCAAGUCGCUCUUUGUUUUCUAUUUGGGCUGUAUUUCUCUGGCUGGUUGCUGAGAUGAAUCGUUUGUUCGGCAAAUCGAAGCCUAAGGCGCCACCUCCGAAUUUGACGGACUGUAUUGGCACGGUGGAUAGCAGAGCAGAAUCGAUUGAUAAGAAAAUUUCUAGACUUGAUGCAGAGCUGGUGAAAUAUAAAGACCAAAUGAAGAAAAUGAGAGAGGGGCCUGCAAAGAAUAUGGUAAAGCAGAAAGCCCUGAGAGUAUUAAAACAGAAACGAAUGUACGAAAACCAACGGGAUAAUCUUGCCCAGCAAUCUUUCAAUAUGGAACAAGCCAACUAUACUAUCCAGUCCCUAAAAGAUACAAAAACAACGGUUGAUGCUAUGAAGCUAGGAGUGAAGGAAAUGAAAAAAGCUUACAAGCAAGUAAAAAUUGAUCAAAUUGAGGACCUGCAAGACCAGUUGGAAGAUAUGAUGGAAGAUGCUGGUGAAAUUCAGGAAGCAUUAGGUCGUAGUUAUGGAACUCCAGAGAUAGAUGAAGAUGACUUGGAGGCAGAACUAGAAGCACUGGGUGAUGAACUUCUAGCUGAUGAAGACAGCUCCUAUCUUGAUGAAGCUGCAACUGUUCCAUCAAUUCCAGAGGGAAUGCCAACUGAAGUGAAAAAUAAAGAUGGGGUACUGGUGGAUGAAUUUGGACUCCCACAGAUUCCUGCAACAUAAUUAUGAAGUUCCAAAGGAAUGUUGUUUUUUAUAUUAUACAUUUCCAAGCAAAAACAAUUGAGGGGGUUGAGUCUAUACUUUUGCAAUAUCACGUAAUAACACUAUGUUAUGAAAUAAAGAAUGAAUGAUAAUUUUUAGGAAAUAUUACAGCAUUAAAGAUUUUUUAUUAAUGCCCAAGAAAUUAACAUUACUUUUCUUUCUGAUAUAUUCAGAGUUCUAAAAUUUGGUUUUGUUGUGUAAAAGUAGUACAUAAAAUACAGCUUUUUUGUUAUAGAUUAUUGUGCUUUUGCAGUGUCUUCUAAUAUGUCUCUGAAUCUGUUUCUUUGCAAAUUCCUUGAUUAAGUAGGUAAGAUUAUUGGAUUUAUUCACAUCAUUGUUUUUAUACUAGAUCCUUAUCCUUAUCCUUGCAAGUUCCUCUCAGUAUUUUGUCCUAAAGAUUCUUCAAAACAGAAAUCUCCUGCUGACCUAAAAGAGGUGGUGAUGUUACCAACUAUCAGCCAGGGUCCAAUAUUCUGAAUUUAGCCAAGGUGGGACUGCAGUUUGAGUAACUAUAAUGUUAUUUGUCUUCAUCCAUUCCUGCCUAGUAGAUAGACAAAAUCAUUCAGAUGGAAAUAUUAUACUGUGAGACACAUAAGGCACUGCUAUUCAUUCAUGGGGUGGUGAGUUGGACUUGCAAUCUGAUUGAUCCAUUUUCUUUGUGUUACAAGUAUGUAAUAGUAGGACUUUUUAUUUGACAUCUUGGGAAUUAUUGUGCAUUUAGUAAUAUUUCAACUUGCUAGUCUGCUCAUUGAAUGCAAUAAAAAUACUGAUUCUGA
Messenger RNA from Protobothrops mucrosquamatus (brown spotted pit viper), 1567 nucleotides. It is a transcript of the gene CHMP5, whose product is annotated as charged multivesicular body protein 5. The record is from RefSeq and is a predicted model, not a curated record. The transcript is spliced from 8 exons. The coding region runs from base 93 to 752 and encodes 219 amino acids. Gene Ontology annotation, cellular component: multivesicular body. Gene Ontology annotation, biological process: vesicle budding from membrane; late endosome to vacuole transport via multivesicular body sorting pathway. Lineage: Eukaryota; Metazoa; Chordata; Lepidosauria; Squamata; Viperidae.